AUGCCGCCGUCAAUCUCCCUCGUCUGCUCCUUCGACGCCGAUCUCUCCUCCUUCAUCUCUUUCUCCGAUAACCUAUUUUCCGGCAGUGCACUACUCAACCGGCGGCGCAAAGUCAUAUUUGACCAGGCGCUACUCUUCUCCUUCCUAGGCGAGGCUUUCGCCUCCUUCUUCUUCGACUCCUUCCCCAACAGAACACAGGCCGCUAGACAACGGCGGGACCCGGCCACUUUCGGCCUUGAGGAAACUGACGCCACUGUUAUCCGAGUGCCCAGCGCCACGACGAGAGUCGCCAUCUCUUUCUUCGACAUUUUCUUCCUCGGCCAAAGGCCGAUCGAAAGCAGGCGUGGAGGUCGGCUCGCUUCGAGCCUUGGCUUCACGGUUGUCGUCUUCAACUCCGCUAUAUUCCUCUUCGACAACAUACACCUCGCCUCAUUCGCCGGCGAUGCUUCGGUAACCGCGACUUCUUCCUUCUUCAGAGAACAGACUGAUUUCGACAGGUCUCCCGCUUUCUCUUUCUUCUGCGACACAAUCUUCAAGCGGCAGGGUUGUAAUUUUGACUUGCAGGUGCCCUUCCUCCGCCUCUCCGAGUCGGCAGCAGUUGACGCUGAAGGGAAGUGCGGCGCUCCGCUCGUGGUGACAUCAUUGUCCGCAAACGGCUCAGUUUGA
This is a messenger RNA of Linum trigynum, 666 nucleotides long. The record is from the annotation of a GenBank genome assembly. Lineage: Eukaryota; Viridiplantae; Streptophyta; Magnoliopsida; Malpighiales; Linaceae.